Messenger RNA from Cariama cristata (Red-legged seriema), 1476 nucleotides. It is a transcript of the gene PLTP, whose product is annotated as phospholipid transfer protein. The transcript has 15 exons. The annotation marks the transcript as partial. Gene Ontology annotation, molecular function: phosphatidylethanolamine binding; phosphatidylcholine binding; phosphatidic acid transfer activity. Gene Ontology annotation, biological process: phospholipid transport; ceramide transport; high-density lipoprotein particle remodeling. NCBI's taxonomy places the organism in Eukaryota, Metazoa, Chordata, Aves, Cariamiformes, Cariamidae. The record is from RefSeq and is a predicted model, not a curated record.
CUCCUGCCCUGGCUGCUUACAGCCUCACACAGCCCACCCGGCUGCAAGAUCCGGAUUACCUCCAAGGGGCUGGACCUGGUGAAGCAGGAGGGGCUGCGCUUCGUGGAGCAGGAGCUGCAGAACAUCACAGUGUCCGACCUGCAUGGAAAGGAGGGGCAGUUCCACUACAACAUCAGCCAGGUCAAGGUGAUGGACCUGCAACUGGCAUUUUCUGACCUGUACUUCCAGCCUCAGCAGUACCUCGUCUUCAACAUCAACAAUGCCUCCAUCAGCCUACGCUUCCGGAGACAGCUGCUCUACUGGUUCUUCUAUGACAUCGGGUCCAUCAAUGCCUCUGCGGAUGGUGUCCACAUCUACACAGUGCUGCAGCUGGCCAAGGACGAGGCUGGGCGCCUGAAGAUCUCUAACAUCACCUGCAAUGCCUCCAUUGCCAGAAUGCGUGCAGGCUUCUCUGGCACACUCAGGAAGGUCUAUGAGUUCCUGAGCACCUUCAUUGUCACAGGGAUGCGCUUCCUCGUCAGCCAGCAGAUCUGCCCGUCCCUGGAGCACGCCAGCCUGGUGCUGCUGAACUCCCUGCUGGACACAGUGCCAGUGAGAAACUAUGUGGAUGAACACAUCGGGAUUGACUACUCCCUCCUGCGGGAUCCGACCGUCUCCACAGACACCCUCGACCUAGACUUCAAGGGCAUGUUCUUCCCCCGUGCAAGUGAGAUCCAGGAGCUGGAGAACCACGCGGUGGAGCCGGUGAUCAAGGAGACGGAGCGCAUGGUCUACGUUGCCUUCUCCGAGUAUUUUUUUGACUCUGCCAUGCAUGCGUACUUCCAGGCAGGCGUGCUGGCCAUAGAGCUCCAGGGGGAGAAAGUGCCCAAGGAUCUGGAGGUUUUGCUGAGAGCCACCUUCUUUGGGACCAUCUUCAUGCUGAGCCCUGCAGUGGAUGCUCCCCUGCGGCUGGUGCUGCAGGUGUCGGCUCCCCCCCGCUGCAUCAUCAAACCCUCGGGCACCUCCGUCUCAGUCUCUGCCUUCCUCAACAUCUCGCUGGUGCCCCCAGGCCGCCCUGCUGUCCAGCUCUCCAGCAUGGCCAUGGAAACAAAGCUGAGCGCCAAGGUGUUUCUGCAAAGGAAGGCGCUGCGCGUGCAGCUGGACCUGCGACGGUUUCGCAUCUACUCCAAGCAAUCUGCGCUGGAGUCACUAGCGCUGUUCUCACUGCAGGCCCCACUGAAGACCCUGCUGCAGCUGACGAUCAUGCCCAUCAUUAACGAGAGAACUAAAAAGGGGGUGCAGAUCCCACUGCCAGAAGGCAUGGACUUCACCAAGGAGGUGGUCACCAACCAUGCGGGAUUCCUCACGGUGGGAGCUGAUCUCCACUUCUCCAAGGGGCUGCGGGAGGUGAUUGAGAAAUACCACCCGGCACCUACUGCCCCUGCCUACCCCAGCUCAUGGCCUGCAGAGCCCAGUGUGGACACCCGCCAGCUCUAG